AUGGCGUCCAAGAAGCCGCCGAAGAGACAACUUGCACGUACACCUAAAUGGAAACACAGUGAAGUCUCGCCGCUGACUUGCAGCCUGGCCGACACCGAGGAAUGCCUUGCUCAUUUGAAUGAGAUGAGCCGUGCAUGCCAUGCUAUUCUGGAAAACAAACAAAGUAUCACUUCAGGUCCUAUCGACAAUUCAUUUUAUCCAUUGAUCACAAAGCCCCGCGAUCUUCUUGAAAUGCUGUUGCACACCAUGAUCGAAUGGAAUGAGGAUGGCCAAAGCGUCACACAUUGUGGCCAGUUGACUUCGACACUAGCGGGCACAUCUGUCCCAACCGACUGCCAGCCGGUGACCCGUGAUCAUUUGGGCCUUUGGCCUACCUUUUAUUCCAACUACGCAGUCCAUAUCGAAUGGGAUGGUCUAUCUACAGAACCAUGGAUGCUCAGAGAUAUCAAGAAGCUUUCCUUGGUCGAGCAUUCAACCAAGAUCCUUUUGACCAUCGGUAAUGGCCACGCAAUCUUGACUCCUAUUCAUGGUUUCAUCGGCUUACACUUAAAUUGUCGCCCCCUCAUCAAGUCCAUUUCUUUGGCUAGUUGUGAUGAACUGACCCCUACUUACUGUGAGACAAUCCAACCUGGUGGCGAUGGCAACGUCACUUGUGAAAGUAAAACGGAACUGGGGUCUUUGGACGGCCCUACAUCUAGCACGCCAAAAGCUAAGCGUAAGCGCGAGAGCAAAAUUGAAUGUCCUCCUGUGCGAUCAACCCCAUACGACACCACCAUUCAUAUCCGAAGCGCUCUCGAUGACUACGAUCAAUCUGCUCUGGUAGUGUGUGAUAUGAUUGACCGACUGUAG
Molecule: messenger RNA, 849 nt
Organism: Penicillium coprophilum
Lineage: Eukaryota; Fungi; Ascomycota; Eurotiomycetes; Eurotiales; Aspergillaceae
Exons: 3
Coding region: 1-849 (282 amino acids)
Source: RefSeq, a predicted model, not a curated record